GGCCCUAUUUUAAUAUCUGUUUACAUAUCUAAAUUUAUAAACUAACGUAUACCGAGUUCACCUCAGUAAUAAAGCAACGACGAUAGACGAAAGUUCUCUUCGGAACUUGACAAAUAUUACGUGACCAAGCGGUUGUAAUUUAGCAAUAGAAUCUAAAACGAAAGCCUUUGGCCAAUAUAACUUUUAAAAUGGAAUGUGAAAUGAAUGAUAAAUAUACAGCUGGAAUAGAGUUGUCUAACAAAUGUAGAGAAUUUUACCACAAAAGAAUGGAAACAGCAGAAAAUGUGAAACAAAGACUUUCUCCAGUGCCAGGAAAAGAACGGAAAAGAUCUUCAAUUGACGAGGCGAUGGAAAAACUGGGAAAUGAAAUGGCUUCUCUUAUGGACCAAGACCUAUCAUUAAUGAAACAACUUUUAACUCUCAACGAAGCCAUAGAAGAUUUGAAGUGGCGAAGCAGAAAUAACAGCAGAUCAUUCUCUACAAGCUCAUGUGAUCUUAGCGAGUCAGAUAUAUCCUUAUCAGACACAGACAUGGUAUUCCAAUCUGAAGACGAGGAGGUGAAAACAAGUUCAUCAGAAAACCACAAAUGUGACUCAGUGGAAACAAAGUGUGACUCUGUAACAUACCAAUUAGACAAUUCAAAAGUUUUAAACAAUCAAAUGAAUAACGACAAACUGUGGACGACGGGAAAUCUGCUGGAAGAAGUCAGUCAAAAAUUGUUGGACCUUGAUGGCUCGUGUGAUUCUGGUAUUAAUAUUGAAUAACAAAACAAUGUGCAAACUAUAUGUUUAAAUAGUUAUUUAAAUUGCAACAGGAGUUAGAUCGAGAUAGCUGGCGAUUGAAACAUGGAUUACCAUAGGCGUUGUAUAGACUGCUCACAAAUCCUAAUAAUUGUAAGACAAUAGUUAAAAUUGUUCUGAUCCUAUUGUCCUCAUGGUGACUGAUAAAAGAUUUGCAAUCGGUGCGAUGAAAAUUUACUAUAAUUAAGCUUUAUGGAUAUUUCAGUGUAAAAUGCCUCAAACAUGACAUAUGAAACAAUGAAGAAAUUUAGAAAGAUUCUGAAGGCCCAAAAAUUCGCCAGCUAUCUCUUUUGCUAUAAUUAUGAAUUUGUAUUUCGACACACCUUUCAUUAAGGGUAGUAUUAUAACGAUUGGCUCUUUGUCAUGAAAUUUAACUAAUCAUAAUACAAAUUCAUAAUUAUUAUAUGAAAAAUUUAUGCGAGGCCUAAUUCAGAUGGAACAAUACUUAAAAAAAUGUAGAAAGUCACCAUGAUGAUCGUAAAAAGUUUGUUAACACUUUUUACCAGGAAUAGAUGAUAUCAAUAUAAUGACUUGAUAUUUUGGAAUUACAUCUUGCAAAUUAUUAAGUUAUUUUGUUUUAAAUGUUAGAUCUAAAUAUUUUUCAGCACAUAUAACAAAAGAAAAACUUACAAAAACGUGCAUAUACAUUUUUUUGGGGGGUUGGGGGUGGGGUGUCACGAGAGAAGUAUGUCGAGUGAAACAUAGAAUGCAGAAAUUAAGGAAAACCUUUGAAACUUGAAUAUUUCGCAUAGGGAGAAAUAAUAAUUUUGUCUGUUACCUAGGUAGCAAUUUCGAUUUUUUUAAAGGUAGCCCAAUAAAUGUAAUGUAGUCUCCCUACUGUAUAGUAGAAAACUACUAUAAUACUGCAUUAUUGUUGGCCGGAUUAAUUUCCUUUGUGAUAUUCUGACGUCAUGAAUAAACAGUCUAAUUUGAAAAUUCUUAAAAAUUGUAUGACAAUGCAUAAACAUUCAAAAUGUAUUGAAAUAGUUCUUGUUUAUUUCAGUAUAAAUGCGAUAGGAAAAUAAGGUUUUUUGUAGCUGAUAAAAACUUAUUUUGAUGUUGAUAUUCAACGGCGCUAAACUUUUCUAAUUACACAUGUAUACCGUUUUUGUUGUAUAAGUACCAGAUAACCUUAUUGAACAUUUCUUUUAUAGUAGACAAAAACAAAUAUCCUUGUAACAAAUGUAUUUUGUAAAACAAGAUUUUUCAAUAGUCUUAAAAGUUCCUUAUUUUUUCUCGAAUUAAAUUCUAAAAAAGUAAAAUGUAGAAAGCAUGAUAAAAUAUGUGUUUCUUAGAUUGUAUAGAGUUUGCUACCGCUAUGACUGUUUCGUGUGUUUAACAUGCUUUUAAAACGCACAGGGAAAGUGAAGAUGUAAAUAAUUGUGUUUGAUCUUCCAAUUCAAAAUUGUCUGUUUAUUUUGUACUAGUUAAAUUCAAACAAUUUUGGGUUAAGUUUAUUCUGUUUUGAUUUUAAAUUGUUCUGUAAACAAACGUUUAAAUUAAAAUAAUCCUUAUGCAGAAAUUCAAUAAGGUAAAAUCUAUACUGAGGUCUAAUUUCUCUAUGUUAGAGAUUGUUAUGAGGACAUGCGAAUCAAUAAUAAAUAUCAAACUUGCGUCAUGUUAAUAGUUUUUUUUUACUUUUUCCUACAAUUUCUCACAGAUGCUAAAUAAAUAUGGGACAAAUGAAAAUAAGAAUACUAUUAUUGACAUUUACCUACAGAUCUUUGAAGUUUUAUUUUCAAACCUUGCAAAUUUGUAUUAUGUAUUUUCUUAUAUAUCUCCUUUAAAAUUAAAAUCAUAUAAUUUGUACUUUCAAAUAACGUUUGUCGAACAAAAUGAAAUAUUUUUAACGAAUCCUCUUUUCUUCCUCAUUAACCAACUUAUGUUGUCAUUUAUUAGUCAUAUAGCUUCUAAAUAGAAAAUUAAUUUCAAACUUUUGCAUUGAACAAAAAUGGAUUACAUUAAAGUUCAAAUCCUAGGAAAAAUGAAUAUGAUCAAUAAAUUCUACUUGAAAGUACAUUUUACGAGGUGUUUCUAACGUGGAGAAUUUUUAAUUGUAUCUUUAACAAAAUAAAUCUUUGGAAAACA
This is a messenger RNA of Mytilus californianus (California mussel), 2888 nucleotides long. RefSeq lists its product as uncharacterized. Lineage: Eukaryota; Metazoa; Mollusca; Bivalvia; Mytilida; Mytilidae. The coding region runs from base 189 to 764 and encodes 191 amino acids. The record is from RefSeq and is a predicted model, not a curated record. The transcript has 2 exons.